Molecule: messenger RNA, 1455 nt
Organism: Stomoxys calcitrans (stable fly)
Lineage: Eukaryota; Metazoa; Arthropoda; Insecta; Diptera; Muscidae
Exons: 3
Coding region: 1-1455 (484 amino acids)
Source: RefSeq, a predicted model, not a curated record
AUGAUUUUAUCCACGGGUGAUGCUGGCCAGCAGGGUUUACCCGGGGCAAACGACAAAAAUCGUUUGUAUGAUCUUAGUGUGGAAAGGGAUAGCGGACACGAAUUCCGUGGUUCUGUCGGCCGUACUACGAACUCGUCAUCAUCAUCUGCAUCUUCAGGCCUAUCUAGCGGUUUAUCAUCGGCAGCCACAAGCUUUUUGACCAGCAUUAUUAACCACAAAGUUCAAGCUCUGACUCGUGCCAUAACAACUGGCUUUAGUUCUAGCCCUACACGUGGUGGUAGUGCUACACGCACUGCCUCUAGUAGCUCAAGCAGUUCAAGUAGCUCCAGUAGUUCCAGUUCCUCCAGUGGUGGUUUCGGUUUGAUAACCAGUUUGUUUGCUGGUUCAUCAGGUGGUGGAUCCAGUGGUGGUGGUAUUCUUAGUGGAAUAAUAAGUGGCAAACUGGGAAGUCUGAGUGGCACCAUUUCAAACGGCGUUAUAUCAGGUGGUGGCAGCUCAGGUUGCAGUAACUCUGGCAGUGGUAGCGGUGGUAGCUCUGGCAGUUCAUGUGGCGGUAGCUCCGGAGGUGGCAGUUCGAACGGUGGAAAUACUGGGGGUGGUUCUUCCAAUGGUGGCACCUCAGGAGGUGGUGGUACUUCAGGAGGUAGCCAUUCGGGUGGUGGUACUUCAGGAGGUAGCCAUUCAGGUGGUGGCACUUCAGGCGGUGGUACUUCAGGUGGUGGAACUUCAGGCGGCGGCACUUCUGGCGGUGGCACUUCAGGCGGUGGCACUUCAGGCGGUGGCAUUUCAGGUGGCGGUAGUAAUACUUCUGAAGAGGACGAAGAUGAGGAUUCAGGAAAGAGUUCUACGACACAAGCUACUAUCACCAGCACCACACAGAAGGCUACAACCACCUCAACAGCUACCAUGGCUUCUACCACCAGCAGUACGGAAGGAGACAAAAAUGAAGGUUCCAGCUCAACCUCAACUGAAACUAGUUUCACUUUCUCUACAUCCACAGGUUUCGUAACAGAAGAAAGCACUACCACCACCGGUGGUAGCUCUAAUACAAAUGGUUACGAAUAUAGCACAUCCGAAAUGACAGCUACCACUUCAGCAGGAUCUGGUAAUGAAGGUUCAGGCUAUACUUACACGACAACCACCGACACUUCAAGUGGUGGCGACAAGGAUUCGGGCUAUAACUACUCAACAAGCACCGAAUCCACAAACGGCUCAUCCACAACCGAAGAAGGCAGCAAUGGAGGUUAUAACUACUCUUCAUCCACCGAAGAGAGUUCUAGCGGUGGUGGAAAUGGUUACAAUUUCUCAACGUCGACUGAAGUGAGCACUGGCACAGAUUCAUCUUCAAAUGGUUACAACUAUUCACAAACAACUGAUGGUACAAUCACCAAUGGCCAUAAUGGCAGUGGUUAUGACUAUUCAGGUCCAAAAGAGAACAGAACCAAUGGAGAUUAG